This is a messenger RNA of Filobasidium floriforme, 768 nucleotides long. RefSeq lists its product as uncharacterized. The transcript has 6 exons. Bases 1 to 768 code for a protein of 255 amino acids. Gene Ontology annotation, cellular component: site of double-strand break; nucleus; chromosome, telomeric region. Gene Ontology annotation, biological process: DNA replication; double-strand break repair via homologous recombination; nucleotide-excision repair. NCBI's taxonomy places the organism in Eukaryota, Fungi, Basidiomycota, Tremellomycetes, Filobasidiales, Filobasidiaceae. The record is from RefSeq and is a predicted model, not a curated record. Gene Ontology annotation, molecular function: DNA binding.
AUGGCGAGCGAAGUAACCGAAAGCAACCCAUACUACAAUGGUGGAGGAGGUGGUUUCGUUGGAGGCGGAGCGAAUGGCAGCCCGUACGGUAGUCAAAACUCUCCCGGCACCACCAACAAGAAAGGCGGUCAAUCUACUCUGCGACCGGUCACGAUCAAGCAAAUCAUCGGUGCCGACCAGCCUCAUCCGGAUGCCGAUUUCCAAAUUGAUGGAGUAGAUGUAGGAAGUGUGCGAGUCGUAGGAGUGGUACGGAAUAUCAGUAGGACGGCGACAAACGUCUCGUACACGAUCGAAGAUGGAACCGGUGAAAUGUCCGCUCGAGUCUGGCUCGAUACGGCAGACGACGAUAAUGGCAAGACAGGCGGUAUCGAGCAAGAUACCUACGUUUCAGUCUUGGGUGUAUUGAAGAGUUUUGGAGGAAAGCGACACAUCUCCGCGCAGAACAUUCGAAGGGUAGAGGAUUUCAACGAGGUGCAUUAUCAUCUCCUAGAAGCGCUGUACAUCAGCUUGACACUACGUAACCCGAACAAGGGUAUGGGAGGGGCCGCCUCCGCCCCUGCUCGAGCUGGAAACACCCACGCCGACUACCUACCUGGAGGCAACAACAACGCACAGAGCGGUGAUGACGACCGAUGGGCUAACCAGCCCACUUUCCAUCGAGCCAUCUUGAAAGCUAUCGAGGAACACACUGUUGGAGAGGACGGGGUCCAUGUUGGGGUGGUCGCCAAAAACUUGGGAUCGAAUCAGCCUCAGGAGCAGAUCAUGUGA